Molecule: messenger RNA, 2290 nt
Organism: Echinops telfairi (small Madagascar hedgehog)
Lineage: Eukaryota; Metazoa; Chordata; Mammalia; Afrosoricida; Tenrecidae
Gene: KIT
Product: KIT proto-oncogene, receptor tyrosine kinase
Exons: 16
Coding region: 35-2290 (751 amino acids)
Biological process (GO): protein phosphorylation; Fc receptor signaling pathway; positive regulation of cell migration
Cellular component (GO): signaling receptor complex
Molecular function (GO): cytokine binding; ATP binding; transmembrane receptor protein tyrosine kinase activity
Source: RefSeq, a predicted model, not a curated record
GGAACAGAGCUCGGAUCCCAGCGAGGCCAGCGCGAUGAGAGGCGCUCGCGGCGCCUGGGAUUUUCUCAGCGUCCUGCUCCUUCUGUGCGGCGUCCAGACAGGCUCUUCGCAACCAUCUGUGAGUCCGGAGUUUCCGUCCCCGCCGUCCAUCCACCCUGCACAAUCUCAGCUAACCAUCAACGCGGGCGACGAGCUUCGGCUGCUGUGCACAGAUCCAGCCCCGGUCCGGUGGACUUUGAAGUCCAGUAACUUGGGUCGAGUGAGUGAGAACAAGCACAAUGAGUGGGUCGUGGAGAAGGCAGCCGCCAGCAACACAGGCACCUACACGUGCACCAACGCAGGCGGCUCCAGCAGCUCCAUCUAUGUGUUCGUUAGAGAUCCCAACAAGCUUUUCCUGGUGAACAAGAUGCUGUACGGGAAAGAAGACACCGAUGCCUUGGUCAUCUGUCCUCUCACAGACCCGGAGGUGUCCAAUUACUCCCUCAAGAACUGCGAGGGGAAACCUCUCCCCAAGGACUUGGUGUUUGUCCCAGACCCCAGGUCUGGCAUCACCAUCAAGAAUGUGCAGCGCGCCCACCACCAACUCUGCGUGCGCUGCUCUGCCGACCAGGAGGGCAAGACGGAGCUGUCAGAAAAGUUCAUCCUGAAAGUGAGGGCAGCCAUCAAAGCUGUACCCGUUGUCUCCACCUCCAAAGUCAGCCACCUUCUUAGGGAAGGAGAGGAAUUUUCGGUGAUGUGUACAAUAAAGGAUGCCUCUAGCUCUGUGGUCUCCAUGUGGGCAAGAGAAAACAGCCUGCUCAAAGCCAACGUAUCAACAACAAGCCGGCAUAAGGGUGACUUUGAUUAUGAACGUCAGGAAAUGUUGACUAUCAGCUCAGUGAGAGUUAAUGAUUCUGGAGUGUUCAUGUGUUAUGCCAAUAAUACUUUUGGAUCUGCAAACGUCACAACAACCUUGAAAGUCGUAGAUAAAGGCUUCAUUAAUCUCUCUCCCAUGAUGAACACCACGGUAUUUGUUAACGAUGGAGACAAUUUAGAUUUGAUUGUGGAAUACGAGGCAUACCCCAGACCUGAACACCAACAGUGGGUCUAUAUGAACAGCACCUCUACUGCUAAGUGGGACCAUUAUCAGAAGUCUGAGAAUGAAAGUAAUAUCAGAUACGUAAGCGAGUUACAUCUAACCCGGUUAAAAGGGACCGAAGGAGGCAUUUACACAUUUCUAGUGUCCAAUUCUGACGCCAACUCCUCCGUCACCUUUAAUGUUUACGUGAAGACAAAACCAGAAAUCCUGACUUUUGACAGGCUCGAGAAUGGCAACCUCCAGUGUGUGGCAGCAGGGUUCCCGGAGCCCACAAUCGAGUGGUUUUUCUGUUCAGGAGCCGAGCCGAGCUGCCUGGUUCCCAUUGUGCCGCUGGCUGUCCAGACACUGAAUGCCUCCGUGUUGCCCUUUGGAAGACUCGUGGUGCAGAGCACCAUGGACUACAGCGUGUACAAGCAAAACGGCACGUUUGAGUGUAAGGCUUACAACCAAGUGGGCAAGAACGCCGCCCGCUUUAACUUUGCAAUUAAAGAACAAAUCCAGUCCCACACCCUGUUCACGCCUUUGCUGAUUGGUUUUGUGAUCGCAGCCGGGCUGAUGUGCGUCAUUGUGAUGGUCCUCACCUACAAAUACCUACAGAAGCCCAUGUAUGAAGUGCAAUGGAAAGUGGUUGAGGAGAUAAACGGCAACAAUUAUGUUUACAUUGACCCAACUCAACUUCCUUAUGAUCACAAAUGGGAGUUUCCCAGAAACAGGCUGAGUUUUGGGAAAACCUUGGGUGCUGGAGCCUUUGGGAAAGUCGUGGAGGCCACUGCAUACGGCUUAAUUAAAUCGGAUGCGGCCAUGACCGUGGCGGUGAAAAUGCUCAAACCAAGUGCCCACCUGACGGAACGAGAAGCCCUAAUGUCUGAACUCAAAGUCCUGAGUUACCUCGGUAACCACAUGAAUAUUGUGAAUCUUCUUGGAGCAUGCACUGUUGGAGGGCCCACCCUGGUCAUUACAGAAUACUGUUGCUAUGGUGAUCUUUUGAAUUUUUUGAGACGGAAACGGGACUCCUUUAUUUGUGCCAAGCAGGAGGAUCAGGCAGAAGCAGCGCUGUACAAGAACCUCCUGCAUUCAAAGGACCCUACCUUGUGGUACGACAUCAUGAAGACUUGCUGGGAUGCCGACCCCCUCAAGCGGCCAACCUUCAAGCAAGUGGUUCAGCUCAUUGAGAAGCAGCUCUCAGAUAGCGCCAGUCACGUAGUCAAUUGA